Molecule: messenger RNA, 3964 nt
Organism: Cheilinus undulatus (humphead wrasse)
Lineage: Eukaryota; Metazoa; Chordata; Actinopteri; Labriformes; Labridae
Product: ferroxidase HEPHL1
Exons: 20
Coding region: 335-3637 (1100 amino acids)
Biological process (GO): iron ion transport
Cellular component (GO): plasma membrane
Molecular function (GO): copper ion binding; ferroxidase activity
Source: RefSeq, a predicted model, not a curated record
GGCGCUUGAGUGUGCAUUUUUAGCAUUAUUAGAUCAGUACCUUUAAUUUCCCUAGAGCCAUUUCCAAUAACAUCUUAUCAUAAACACAAGGAGGGCCCUGAGCGGUUAUUAUCCGUGAUAGCACCGGGGGAGGCGGUCACUGCUCCGCUACUCUGAGUCUGAAUAGACCAACUGUUUUCCUCCGCACAGUUUCAUAAGUGCGCGCGCCGCUGACACACGCGCCUGUUUGCAUGAAGAGUCCACGGAGGUUCCCACUUGUCGCUCCUGAACUGAAAAAACCCCACUCUGAAGUGAACUCUCCGCGAGCUGUGAGCAGAGGAGCGAGUGUGUGAACAUGGCUCGGACUUUGGGGCUGUUUGUGAGCUGUUUGUUGUUUCUUCUCUCCUCCGGCGCGGAGGGGAAGCGCAGCAGGGAGAGAGUCUACUAUGUGGGGAUCAUUGAGGACGAGUGGGAUUAUGCACCCAGUGGAAAAAACCUGCUGAACGGGGAGAACGUCGAAGAUGAUGAGCAUGCGUCUGUAUUCCUGGAAAGAGGACCUCAGCGUAUCGGCCGGGUGUACAAGAAGGCCAUGUUCCGACAGUACACCGAUGCUACCUACAGUCACCUGGCUCCUCGGCCAGCCUCGCUGGGCUUCCUGGGGCCUGUCCUGCGAGCUGAGGUUGACGACGUCAUUGUGGUCCACCUGAAGAACUUUGCAAGCAGGAACUACUCUAUGCAUCCCCAUGGAGUUUUCUAUGAGAAGAAUGCAGAGGGGGCUCUCUAUCCAGAUGGGACAUCAAACAUGUUGAAGAAGGACGACUCUGUUCCACCAGGAGGCAGCUACACCUACCGCUGGGAGGUUAGACCAGAAUUUGCCCCCACAGAUGAUGAUGCCAACUGCCUGACCUGGGUCUACCACUCUCAUGUGGACGCGCCCAUGGACAUCGCCUCAGGGCUUAUCGGAGCUCUGCUCACCUGCAAGAAAGGGAUCUUAAAGGAGACUAACGAUCAGUCAAAACCAGGUACUGCUGUGGAUUCAGCCAGAAAUGAUGUGGACCAGGAUGUCUUCCUGAUGUUCUCUGUGGUGGAUGAAAACCUGAGUUGGUAUCUGGAGGAAAACAUUCUUCAGAAGUGCAGCAACCCAAGUGGACUGGAUCAAGAAGACCCAGACUUUAAGGAGUCAAACCUGAUGCAUGCUAUAAACGGCUACUUGUUUGGUAACCUGCCUGGGAUCGAGCUGUGCCAGCACCGUGCAGUGGCCUGGCAUUUGUUUGGCAUGGGGAACGAGGUGGACAUUCAUUCUGCCUUCUUCCAUGGGAACACUCUCCUGGACCGCGGCCACCGCACUGACGUCCUCAGCUUGUUCCCCGCCACGUUCGCCACGGCCAAGAUGGUCCCGAAAGCUGAGGGAAAAUGGCUGCUGGCGUGCCAGGUUAAUGACCACCUGCAGGCUGGGAUGCAGGCCUUUUAUGAAGUGAAGUCAUGCGACAGUGAGGCCAACUCCACACAGACGGGUGGUGGUGUUGUGAGGGAUUACUACCUGGCAGCAGAGAAAGUUCUGUGGAACUACGCCCCCUCAGGGAAAGAUCUGAUCAAUGAUGUAUCACUUACUGAGAAAGACAGUGCAUCAGAGGUAUUUUUCAGCAAAGAAGGUGGAAGGAUCGGAGGUGUGUACCACAAAGUGAUUUACAAGGAAUACACAGACAACACCUUUACCACAACAAAAACCCAGGAUUUACACCUGGGAAUCUUAGGUCCUGUUCUGAGGGCCGAGGAGGGAGACACUCUCAGAGUGACAUUCAUGAAUUCAGCUGAUAGGAACUUCAGCAUCCAGCCUCACGGCCUGCACUAUGACAAACGCUUCCAGGGGAGCAGCUAUGAGGACGGUGUGAAUAAACCAGGCUCCCACGUAGUUCCAGGGCAGAACUUCACUUACAUCUGGCAGGUGUUGGAGGGUCCAUCUUCAUCUGAUUCUCCCUGUAUCCCCUACCUGUACUACUCUGCCACUUAUCCUGCCGAAGACACCAACUCAGGGUUAGUGGGACCUCUGCUCGUGUGUAAGAAAGGAACUCUAGGGGAGAACGGCACCCAGAAAGACGUUGAUAAAGAAUUCUUCCUCCUCUUUUCUGUCAUGGAUGAAAACUCCAGCUGGUAUUUAGAGGAGAAUAUCAAGACUUUUCAUGGAAACCCAGAUCACCCGGACUUUGAAGAGAGCAAUUUGAUGCAUGCUGUAAAUGGCCGGAUGUACGGGAACCUUCCUGGCCUAGAGAUGUGUGCCGGGGACAGAGUCCAGUGGUACACGUUUGGCCUGGGCACUGAGGUGGACAUCCACGGGGUUUAUUUCGAAGGCAACACCUUCAAGAAGCAGAGCACCACACGGGACACCGUCAGCCUGUUCCCUCACACCACUGCAGCCGUCUCCAUGCAGCCAAACAUCCCCGGUUUGUUUGAAGUGAGCUGCAGAGUAACAGACCACUUCUCAGCCGGCAUGAGGCAGCUGUACAGAGUAGACCAGUGCCCUCAGCGCCAGGUAAAGACCACGCACACACAGCCAACCAGGACAGUCCACUAUUUCAUCAGCGCUGAAGAGAUUGAGUGGGACUACUCCCCUGAGCGACACUGGGAGCUGGAGAAACACCACACCACAUCAGAGGACAGCCCAGGCAGUAUAUUUGUGGAGAAAGGGAAAAACAGAAUUGGCUCACGCUAUAAAAAGGUGAUGUACAAAGAAUACACCGAUGACACCUUCAGAGUGCAGAAGAAACGGCAGCUGAGCCAGCAGCACCUGGGGAUUAUUGGCCCCAUAAUUAAAGCAGAGGUAGGAGAGCAGAUCAGGAUUACAUUUAGGAACAAAGCGAGCCGGCCGUACUCAAUCAGUGCACAUGGAGUUAAAGCAAGUGGUGAACACAUUCCUGUUGAUCCAGGCUACAUGAUCGAGUUGACGUGGGAUGUUCCUGAAAGCUCUGGUCCAGGAGUCUCUGAUCCAAACUGCAUCUCUUACGCCUACUACUCCAACGUUAACUUUAUCAGGGAUCUAUACAGCGGUCUUCUGGGGCCUCUGGUGGUCUGCAGGCCCGGCACUCUACAGCGUGGUGUGGGGUCUGACAGGCAGAGGACUGACGUGGAGAAAGAGUUUGCUCUGCUCUUUAUGGUGCAUGAUGAAAACCAGUCCUGGUACUUGGAGGACAACAUCAGGACGUACCUUGGGGUUGACCCCGGGACCUUCGAGCCUGACGAAGACUUCGAGGAGAGUAACCUGAUGCACGGAAUCAACGGGAGGUUGUACGGUAACCUGCAAGGACUGGUCAUGACUCAGGGCGAGAAGGUUGACUGGUAUCUGCUUGGCAUGGGCAACGAGGUGGACAUGCACACUGUUCAUUUCCAUGCUGAGACUUUUACCUACAAGACGGACCUCAUGCACCGUGCAGAUGUCUUCGACCUCUUCCCCGGGACUUUCCAGACCGUGGAGAUGGUGGCGGGGAACCCAGGAACGUGGUUGCUCCACUGUCAUGUGACCGACCACAUCCACGCAGGCAUGGAGACCACUUUCACCAUCAAAGAAAAAUCCACAGGUGCAGCAGCAGGAACUGAGGGCUGCAUAAAGACUGUGCUGCUCUCCCUGGCUCUCUGUCUUCUGGCCGUAGCUGGACUGCACUAAAGAAGGGACUCUGACACUGAGCUAAACCAGUGGUUAUCAAUGCACUUCAGAUAUCCAGGGAUAAAAUCACUGCUGCUUGGAGGUUGUUUUUGUAUAUAUCAUGCAAAGUUGAGGCAAGACAAAGUAUAAACAAAAUUACAAUCUUAUGUAAAGUUCAGAGUUGUUUUAUUUUAUUAGAAAGUAAAUCAUUUUAUAUUUGUGACUUGUUUCUGAGUUGCCUUAUUGGCAUGUUGCACUGUUUAAUAUUUUUCACUGCUUUUGCAAAAAACAGCUUUACCAAAUAUUUGAUCACAGCAAUGAAUGUGCAAUAAAGACAUUUAUUCCACA